UUGGUUUUUCUUUCUCUUUCGUCCUUUCCCAAUGCGUUCUCUUCUAGGUUCGUUCGAUUCGGUCAUGGACGCCUCAGAGUUUGAGAAUGUCCUCGCAGCAUUUGCAGAUGCUCUCCCCCGCCAAUUAGAUGACCAGCAACGUCAAAGAAUUGUAGGGGCCUGUGACAGGAUCAAAGAGCAGCUCGAAACCCCUUUGGAGACUACUGGGCGGCUCAUGUUAGGAGGAUAUGAAGGGGUAGUAUUGCGCCUUGCGGUUGACAUGAAACUUAUCGAUACCGCAGUGUCUGCUCAAGCGCCGGUGACUGCACAAGCAUUAGCAGAACAGUCUGGAGCGGACAUCAUCCUCGUGCAGCGCCUCAUGAGGAUGCUAGUUGCUAUGAGCUUCUUCGAGGAGGCUCAAGCAGGCUUUGUCCCAAAGCCUCAUGCGCGCGCAUACGUCAGUGGUUCUCCGCUGCGCGAGGCGGUUAUCCAUCUCUCCUCAAAGCUCCCAACUAUCGCUUUCCUGCCCGACUACUUCGCCGAGAACGGAUACCACAAUCCCAACGACGCUUUCAACGGGCCCUUCCAGUAUGCCCACGCUACCGACAAACACUACUUCAACUGGCUCUCCACCAAACCCCACCUGCAGCAAGCCUUCAACGCCACGAUGAGUCUAGCCCCGAUCCAGCGCGGAGAGCAGUGGUUCGAGUUCUACCCCGUCCGCGAGCGACUACGUGUCACGUCGCCUUCGGACAUUCUACUCGUCGACAUAGGCGGCGGCAUCGGCCACGACAUCGCCAAAUUCUGCGCCGCCUUCCCGGACCUGCCGGGUCGCCUCGUCCUGCAAGACGCGCCAGCAGUCCUUCAGCAAGCCGAGCUCCCCUCCGCCAUCGAAGCUAUCGCGCACGACUUCUUCAAGCCGCAGCCGACCCAGUUCCAGAACGCGAAGGCGUACUACCUCCGUACCGUGCUGCACGACUGGCCCGAUAAGCAGGCUGCCGUCAUCUUGGGCCACAUCCGCGAUGCGAUGUCUGAAGACUCGGUGCUGUUGAUCAAUGAGAGUGUGCUGCCGGAAAGCGAUGUGUCGUUGUAUCAAUGCAAGAUGGACUUGAAUAUGAUGGGGAGUUACUCUUCGCUUGAGCGGACGGUGGCGCAGUUUAGGAAGCUGCUGGAGAGUUGUGGGUUUGCGCUUGCGGGGACUUGGAGGCCGCGGGUGAUGGUGCCGGGGUCGGGGGUGUUGUUGGAAGCUGUUGUGAAGCGGACUUUGGGGAUGGAGGGCUGUGAAUGACAUGGUUGUGCUGUGUGAAGAUCGGGAAGGUACGAGGUCACCACCUUCGUCUACUUAAAAAUUUUUUUUUCGCAAUAG
This is a messenger RNA of Trematosphaeria pertusa, 1345 nucleotides long. Its product is annotated as S-adenosyl-L-methionine-dependent methyltransferase. The annotation marks the transcript as partial. The transcript is spliced from 3 exons. Lineage: Eukaryota; Fungi; Ascomycota; Dothideomycetes; Pleosporales; Trematosphaeriaceae. The record is from RefSeq and is a predicted model, not a curated record. Gene Ontology annotation, molecular function: O-methyltransferase activity.